CAAAAUAAAAUUUAAAAAAAUUAACAAAUAAAAUUCUAAAGCCCAAUUUAGUCAAAAAGCUCCCUAAAAUCGCAUUUUUUUAUUUUCUAACAAUGCUCCUUGAUCCUCUAAAUCUAGAAGCGACCAAACACCCCAUAAACGACAGUCAGUGCUUUCAUUGAUCAUCAUUUUAUUGCAAUAUUAUUUUUAGAAACUUCCUGCUUUUCUUUAAAUUAAUAAAAGAUAAAUUUGAUUAAAACUGUCUGAAACAGAAGAAAAUUAUGACUUUAGUCAGGGCUGAUCUUUGAAAAACAGAGCAACUAGAAGCUCAGAACAGUUGUAUGAGCUUCCCGGAAAGUGUUAUAAGAAAUUCAAAAAGUGUACAAACUUUAAGUUGCUGAAAUACAAACAGUUGAGAAAUUUAAACGAGGCGAUCCCCCAAUAGGAUCAUGAACAAGGAAGUCAUCCCAGAUAGUUAAUUUUUAAGACUACAUGCCCAGAAUACUGAUUGUGAGAAGAGAAUAAGAAAAACAAUCACAGGCUCAUCUCAAGAUCAUCAGCAUCCAAUGCAGCUGUAUGUACACAACCUACACAACGUAUCAUCAUCUAAAACAGAGAUUUAUUAAUAGCCUCGUAGUUUGUUUAAUUUUUUCCACUAUUUCCCGAAUGUUUCCUCAUUUCCUCCACCCUUAAAUAAAUUCUCUGAUAAGUGGACUUUCCGAUAAGAGGAUUAUCGUGAAAACUUCCACGGUAGUCAGUAAACAAGUUUUCAUGAAAAAUUCUCCACGCUCUAUCGCUCUUUUGGUGACCUUCGGUGGCAACAUGGGGCCAGUUAUCACUUAAAAGAGAUAAAGAGUGUAAAAUCUCUCGAAAAUUUUGGUGGGCUCGUCUUCUCAAGGUUACCCAUUUUACCCACACACAGUCCUCCUCAUAAGACCGGUCAGACGUAUUUUUCUGUUGCCACGCUGUAUUGACUUGCCAGAGUGAGUUUCUUAUUGUCUAACCAGAGGCGGGGCUCAGAGGAACAAAAAAAAACUUUUGGAUUCGUGUGUUAGUGCGGAAAAUCAAGAGGCACACAUUUCCUCUGCCCCGAGUCUCGUAUUGCCACAGAAGUCAACGUCUCUCAGUCGCCGUCAGUUUAUCGCGCGGAGUCUUUGCUAGUAGUGCCACAGCCGGAGCAACAAGUUGUGCAAGAUGACAUCCAAAUCGCAGCCCUUUGACUCCAAUUGCAUGACCCUAACGCGGUUUGUGCUGCAGGAACAGAAGAAAUUUGCAAGUGCCACAGGAGAUCUUUCGCAACUCCUCAACUCCAUCCAGACGGCCGUGAAGGCUGUUAGCUCGGCUGUGAGGAAGGCAGGGAUUGCCAAAUUACAUGGAAUCUCAGGCGAUACCAAUGUCCAGGGAGAGGAAGUGAAGAAACUAGACGUCCUUUCCAAUGAACUCUUCAUCAAUAUGCUGUCCUCCUCCUUCACGACAUGUCUCCUUGUCUCAGAAGAGAAUGAGACGUGCGUCGAGAUCGAGGUGGAUAAGCAGGGAAAGUACAUCGUGUGCUUCGAUCCUCUCGAUGGAUCCUCCAACAUUGACUGCCUCGUGUCCAUUGGUUCAAUCUUUGGCAUUUACCGCAAACAAACCGAAGGAACGCCCACUCUCCAAGAUGCCCUACAGCCAGGAAGACAGAUGGUGGCGGCUGGAUAUGCCCUCUAUGGCUCCGCUACGAUGAUGGUACUGAGUCUGGGUAAUGGGGUAAAUGGAUUCAUGUAUGAUCCCGCCAUUGGGGAAUUCAUCCUCACGGAUCCCAAUAUGAAGAUUCCGGACAAGGGGAAAAUCUAUUCGAUCAACGAAGGCUACGCCCACGACUGGGAUACCGGUGUGUUCAACUAUGUGCGCGACAAGAAGGAUCCGACAAAGGGGAAACCCUACGGAGCUCGCUAUGUGGGCAGUAUGGUGGCUGAUGUGCACCGAACCAUCAAAUACGGCGGAAUCUUCAUCUACCCAGCCACAGCAUCGGCAAAGAGUGGCAAACUCCGUCUUCUCUACGAGUGCAAUCCCAUGGCGUACAUCAUUGAGCAAGCUGGAGGAAAAGCCAGCACCGGAAAGAUUGAUAUUCUCGACGUUGUCCCAACUAAAAUCCACGAAAGAUCACCCAUUUUCUUGGGCUCCAAAUUGGACGUUGAAGAAGCUCUCAGUUACUUAUCUUAAAAAAUAAUGGAUUGACUUGCCUUUAUUUACCUCAGGCCGGCAUGAAUAAAAUCUCCAAUUUUUUCACCCAUA
This is a messenger RNA of Lutzomyia longipalpis, 2250 nucleotides long. RefSeq names its product fructose-1,6-bisphosphatase 1 (gene fbp). Gene Ontology annotation, biological process: gluconeogenesis; fructose metabolic process; fructose 6-phosphate metabolic process. Gene Ontology annotation, cellular component: cytoplasm; cytosol. Lineage: Eukaryota; Metazoa; Arthropoda; Insecta; Diptera; Psychodidae. The transcript is spliced from 5 exons. Gene Ontology annotation, molecular function: fructose 1,6-bisphosphate 1-phosphatase activity. Bases 1174 to 2178 code for a protein of 334 amino acids. The record is from RefSeq and is a predicted model, not a curated record.